AGCAAGAGAUGCAAACGCGUGGUUGACUUGUCAGGAUACACUAAAGUAAAUGCUGCCCACGGACGUUGGCCGCAGGAUGGCUUCUGUCAAGUAGCGUACCUUAGAGACCACAGUACAUCAAGUUACCAGCUCUCAGUCGAUAUGUACAACUUCAUUGGAUGGCGAGGAGUCAACUCUGGUCAUCCAGGAGUGUUUUUCAACGCCGAAGAUGAAGAUAACUAUGACUUCGUCUUUUUCAGGUUUGUUGCCAUUUAUACACGAGUAAGAGGGAAGAUGUCAUUAUUUUGGUUUCAAACCAGAGCGACAAUCUGAAUUUUAAAAAACCUUCUUACGACCAGUUCAGUUUACGGAAAUGAUUUCGGAGUAUUAGAAGUUCUAUGUGAAGAUGGGGAGUGCUAUAUUAGCUGACAUGUUUUCGUGACUCAGUCAUGCAAUAAUCCUUUAAGGUUUAGUUGCAUUCGCUUAAUUUUACUUAUUGUUUCUUUUUAUUUCCCAGGCCUCAUUUGUCCAGCAUAUGUUUUCAGACAGGUUACGUUUACAAUGGUCAACCAAAAUUUGACGGAGCAAAGUCCGGCUCUUGCCCUAACGGUCCCCCCAGGGGAGCAGAGUGGUUCAACAUCAAGGUGGUUGUGUCGAACUCCACUCCUGCCGGGCAAGUAAGGGUCUACCUGAAAGGAACAUUGGUGACGUUUUUCAACCCGCGCUAUCCAAUCAGAAAACGUGGUGGUGUCUUGGUUGCCAAUGGUUACCAUAAUGUGGUGUAUUACAAGAACUUCAAGUUAUUGUAA
Molecule: messenger RNA, 788 nt
Organism: Porites evermanni
Lineage: Eukaryota; Metazoa; Cnidaria; Anthozoa; Scleractinia; Poritidae
Source: the annotation of a GenBank genome assembly